AUGUUGUCAAGACGCAUGCUAUCACAAGAAGAAGAGGCACAGAUUGGCGAAGAAAAAGAAGUGCGGCGUGAGGAUCAAGAAAAGAUCAAUCGCUUCAGCAGGCUGCACUCGCGAGAGAAGGGUCUCGAUGAGCAACUGAAAACCAAGGAGAAGGAAAAGGAAGACCUUGAAGAAAUCUCCUCGGAAUUGGAACUCGCUGACGAGGACGACAAGGUGCCCUACAAAAUCGGCGACUCAUUCUUCUCACUGCCUAUUGUGGAAGUACAAGACCUGCUAUCUUCUUCGGUGGAAAAGAUCAACGAUGAAGUCGGCUCGCUCGAGGAGAAGUUGAGUGAGUUGCGGGAAGAGAUGAACGACCUCAAGGCCGCCUUGUAUGGACGAUUUGGCCGUAGCAUCAAUCUCGAAGCUUGA
Molecule: messenger RNA, 411 nt
Organism: Recurvomyces mirabilis
Lineage: Eukaryota; Fungi; Ascomycota; Dothideomycetes; Mycosphaerellales; Teratosphaeriaceae
Exons: 4
Coding region: 1-411 (136 amino acids)
Biological process (GO): protein folding
Cellular component (GO): cytoplasm; prefoldin complex
Source: RefSeq, a predicted model, not a curated record